AUGUUGCUCUUUGUAUCUCCAUCAUCUCCGAAAUGUGUUCUUCCAUCACAAAAACAACAGCCCUACAAUCCCAAAUCAACACAUCUCAAAAUCCAAUGUAUGUCUAACCAAACAACCCCAAUCGAAAAAAUCGCCAUAGCUGGUGGACUAAUAUCCACACCAGUAAUUGGAUGGUCACUUUACACUCUAAAAACAACAGGAUGUGGGCUUCCACCAGGACCUGCUGGUUCAAUUGGAGCAAUUGAAGGUGUAAGUUACUUAGUUGUGGUGGGUAUUGUGGGUUGGUCAUUGUAUACCAAGUCCAAAACCGGGUCGGGUUUGCCUAAUGGACCCUUUGGGUUGUUGGGUGCUGUAGAAGGGUUGUCUUACUUGUCCUUGUUGGCCAUUUUGGUUGUCUUUGGGUUGCAAUUCUUGGAACAAGGUUCCAUUCCUGGCCCACUCCCUACCGAUCAAUGCUUUGGCUAACAUUUUAUUAGUCUCAGGCGCGUCGAGAUAUGAGUUUAAUUUUUAAGGUUUGUAGCGAUGCAGUCAUUGUGUUUUUAAAAAUUAUGAGUUUGUAUCUAUGGUUUAUUGUAGUUUUCAUAAAUUUACACUCCACCUUG
Messenger RNA from Solanum verrucosum, 602 nucleotides. RefSeq lists its product as uncharacterized. Lineage: Eukaryota; Viridiplantae; Streptophyta; Magnoliopsida; Solanales; Solanaceae. The transcript has a single exon. The record is from RefSeq and is a predicted model, not a curated record. The coding region runs from base 1 to 465 and encodes 154 amino acids.